Suricata suricatta (meerkat) is the source of this 2886-nucleotide messenger RNA. Its product is annotated as zinc finger protein 620-like. The transcript has 4 exons. Gene Ontology annotation, molecular function: DNA-binding transcription repressor activity, RNA polymerase II-specific. NCBI's taxonomy places the organism in Eukaryota, Metazoa, Chordata, Mammalia, Carnivora, Herpestidae. Bases 372 to 1661 code for a protein of 429 amino acids. The record is from RefSeq and is a predicted model, not a curated record. Gene Ontology annotation, biological process: negative regulation of transcription by RNA polymerase II.
CGGGAAGUUUCCAGGUUCCUAGAGAGGAGGGGAAACGGCCCUGCGUGCUUCCGGCGGAGCGGGUCCUAGCUUUCCCGGGAGCUCGGGCUGCCCGGUUUCCCCGCGUGCCCGGCGUCUGGGGCGCGCGACUUCCGCGGCCGCCUGGGCGCCGGGUCCGGGGAACGGGCUCACGGGGUCGCAUCCCCACGAGUUCUUCAAUGCCCGGGUCUCCAAUCCCAGGGCCUCUGUGGUGAGGGGGGGUACCGGGACGCAGGGGGCCCCUGGCAGCCAGAAGGCGUCUGCGGGGCGCCCGGCAGCCGCAGUCCCGCCGGUCCUUUGAUUUUCUCUUCUGUGUCACCUCGGAGCCCGAGGUGUGAAACCGGGACCCAGCCAUGCUCCAGAUCACGUGGCACCAGGGCUUGGGCAGGAACCCAUUGUUUCAGGAGCCAGUGACCUUUGAGGAUGUGGCCGUGUACUUCACCCAGAACGAAUGGGUUACCCUGGACCCUUCCCAGAGGGCUCUGUACCGGGAGGUGAUGCUGGAGAACUACGCAAACGUGGCUUCCCUGGCUUUUCUCUUCGCCAGACCUGCUCUGGUCUCCCGGCUGGAGCGAGGGGAGCUGCCGUGGGGCCCGGGGCCCUGGGAACCUUCGGGCGGGCACGCUCUCGGAGGCGUCUGUGCAGGGGGUGAGACCAGAGCUGAGAAGGAAGAAUCAACUCCAAAGGAACACAUUUCCAGAGAAACAGAGUCCCACAGACUGACACUGGGAGGCCUGCCGGGGAACGCUCCCCAGCCCUUGGACCUCGGGAGCAGCCUCGGGCAGCAGCAUGGCCACUGCACAGCUGCGGAGACAAAGUCACCGAGGAGAGCGUUCCCAGGUGGGCCAGCCGGCUCUCGCGAGGCCCACGCCGUGGCGAGUGGGGAGCAGUGUGAGAAGUUUGGGGACGACGUUAGUGUCAGCACACGGCUCCCUCCGGACCAGACCGGUCCUGGCGGUCAGAGGUCGUAUGCAUGUAGAAAGUGUGGCAGAUACUUCAGUCGAAUGGCGGAUUUUCAGGGAUGUCACGCUGACGAAAGGUCCUUUAAAUGCAAAGAAUGUGGGAAAGCCUUCAGAUAUAACUCAUUACUAAUUCGGCAUCAGGUAAUUCACACUGGAAGGAAACCAUUUAAAUGUAAAGAAUGUGGCAAAGGUUUGAGUUCGGACACGGCCUUGAUUCAGCAUCAGAGAAUCCACACUGGAGAGAAGCCCUAUGAAUGCAAGGAGUGCGGCAAGGCCUUUAUUAGCAGCUCGGUGUUCCUGCAGCACCGGAGGUUCCACACGGGGGAGAAGCUCUACGAGUGUAACGAAUGUUGGAAGACCUUCAGCUGUAGCUCAAGCUUCAUCGUCCAUCAGCGAGUGCACACGGGGGAGAGACACUACGGGUGUAAAGAGUGUGGGAAGCGACUGAGUUCCCCCACGGCCUUGACUCAGCAUCAGCGCAUUCACACUGGGGAGAAACCUUUUGAAUGUAAGGAGUGUGGGAAGGCCUUCAGUCAGAAAAUCACCCUGGUCCAGCACGAGCGAGUUCACACCGGCGAGAAGCCGUACGAGUGCGAGGUGUGCGGGAAAACCUUCAGCUGGUGUGGGCGAUUCACCCUGCAUCGGAAGCUCCACGCACAGAAGAUGCCCGUGCAAGAGUAGGGCGGCUGCAGGGGGCGCUGUGCCUCCUGGUCCGCCCCAUUCUCUGCUCGCUGGGAAACAAGUGUACAAGGAAAUGGAACUGGCUGAUACCUCACGCGGCUAGUGGUGACCCUGAGCGCCCCGAGAGAUGGAUGUGGGAGGGACGUGUGGGAGGACCCACAUCAGAGAACACCGGUGUGAAUUAUCACACGUCCAGGCUUACAGAGGACAUCGGAAAAAGAGAAAACGAAAGAUCAGGAAUACAAAUGCACUGGGUUCACAACAGCAGUCUUGCAAGUCAGAGGACAGUGGUGUGUGCCUUCAGAAUUCUGAGGGAACAUAACUCCCACCCAGAAUUCAGUAUCCUCAAGUGUGAGUUUAGUAGAAGGUAUUUCAGAUCUUUUAGAUUUUGAGUGUUUAUUUCCUAUGCAUCCCUUCUCAGGUGUGCAAUAGCAAACAAGUGGUCAACCGGAAAACAAUGGACACCCUGGCCCCAUCUGUGUAUUAGGAGUCCCCUAAAGUCAGGAUCAGAGGGCCCUUGUCCAUGUGGAGCCGUGUGCAUGGCGGAGGACUUUUCUAGGAGGGUGCACGUUUGCAGAGACCUACCUCAGGUGCAGGGCCCGCCCACCCGACUUCAGUUACACCACCACUCCGUUGCAGUCUGUGCCUUUGCAGAAGUUGGGGUGUGUACACCUUGUGGGUCAGAUGCAAGGCCCUGUGUAUCACCUUGCUGUUCUUUAUCGUGGAGAAAGUGCCCAUUAUUUUGUUACGGGUGGAAACAAGGGGAGGUGUAAAAGUGCUCUGUCCUCCCUCUUAUGCAAGCGGCUUGACUUUACCCAGUGCAGGAAGCAGAGUGCUGGGUCACAGCACCAAGAUGGGGAGACUGUUAUGAGUUCAGGUGUGUUGCCUUGGUUAAGUUGCAGACACUGCUGAUGUCCUUAGUAAAAUCUGGAUGGCCGUCUACCUCAGGUGUUGGUGUUGACGCGUCACUGCAUCAGUACGUGCCAGAGCGCUGGGAGCGGGAGCGUAACAAACGUGGUAUUUAUUAUGAUAAUAACAUUGCCGAGCUUUGAUUUCUGCAUACACCCGUGAAGCAGUCCCCACGGUCAGGAUAACAAACAGCUGUAGCCCCCCAAGCACUGCUUAUGCCCCGCCUAGCUUCCCAGCAACUGCUGGCCUGCUGUCGGUUGGGAUGAGUUUUGCUUCUCUAGGAUUUUAUAUAAAUAUCAUAUUGUGUGUACUCUUA